Dermatophagoides farinae (American house dust mite) is the source of this 966-nucleotide messenger RNA. RefSeq lists its product as uncharacterized. Lineage: Eukaryota; Metazoa; Arthropoda; Arachnida; Sarcoptiformes; Pyroglyphidae. The record is from RefSeq and is a predicted model, not a curated record. Gene Ontology annotation, molecular function: nucleic acid binding; zinc ion binding. Gene Ontology annotation, cellular component: nucleolus.
AUGAUGAUAUCGAUGUGACAAAUAUUUUUUUUAUCAUUGUUUCAUUAUGGCCAAUAAAAAAGGAAAAAAAUUAAACUCAACUAGAAGUAAUGUUUUCAAAUGUACAUUGAUGUCUACCAGCGAUGAAACGACAAAGAAAAAUAUCGAAUAUAAAAAAUCUACUGAUAGAAUAAUCAAAAGCAAACGAACAAACAACUUCUACAUGAAAUGUGCCAAAAAUCGUCAGGACAAAGGUCUCGUCAUUCUUCCUCGUAAUGUGGAAACAAAAAUUUACAAAUUGAAAAAGAUUUUACAACGUAAGAAUAUUGACCCAGACGAAAUCAAGCAGAUUAUCAGGAAAAAACGUCGUGACGAGGAAAAUAGACUUCGGCACGAUAUUAAACGUGUUUGUUUCAAAUGUCGACAGCCAGGACAUUUAGUAUCCGAUUGUCCGCUUCAAUCCGAUCCGGAUGAACUAACAAACAUUUGCUAUUUUUGUUGUUCACUUGAACAUAAAUUAUCAGAAUGUACAAAGUACCAGAAAAAAAUGAAACAGCUUUCUUCUGAUGACGUCAAUGAUGUAAGCCUGCCAUUUGCUAAAUGUUUUGUUUGUCACCAAAACGGACAUCUGACAAGAAAUUGUUCAAUGAAUAAGAAUGGUGCAUUUCCACGUGGAGGUAAAUGUCGUGGUUGUGGUUCGAUAAACCACACACUAAAAGAAUGUCCCAAGAAGAAAACUAAUGUGGAAGAAGAGGAAAUUUUAUUGUCAACUUUUAAUAACAUGGAUUGCGGUGUUGAUGUCGAUGAGUUUUCUUUAGAAAAGCUAAUAACCCAAACAGGAGAAAAGAAAAUUGUAAAAUUUUAAUAUUUUAUUCAAUUUUUGUUCAAUUAAAAGUUAUGUUGUUUAUUAAAUUACGUAAUUUUUCAAUUUCUGGAUCAUUUUGUUCUAGAAAUUUUAUAAUAAAUGGUUUAAGAUGGUCUAUUUCA